Messenger RNA from Lodderomyces margitis, 969 nucleotides. It is a transcript of the gene CGR1, whose product is annotated as Cgr1p. Gene Ontology annotation, biological process: L-ascorbic acid biosynthetic process. The record is from RefSeq and is a predicted model, not a curated record. The transcript has a single exon. Lineage: Eukaryota; Fungi; Ascomycota; Pichiomycetes; Serinales; Debaryomycetaceae. Gene Ontology annotation, molecular function: gluconolactonase activity; calcium ion binding. The coding region runs from base 1 to 969 and encodes 322 amino acids.
AUGUCAUUAAUUGCUACUGAGAGAAACAUUUUCCCCCAAAGUUAUCGUGGCCGAUUGACCGAGGGUGUUACUUAUGACUACCGCAACAAUAAAUUGCUAUGGGUUGAUAUAAUCCAAGGUGAGGUGCAUCGUCUACUGUUGGAUGAUCUCAACAAGCACGAAGUUUUGAAAUGGUCCGACCCCAAAGAAUCUGUUGGAUUCAUUGCGCUUACCAAGAAGGAAAAUGUUGUAUUAGUUGCUGCCAAGUCGGGGUUGGCGUUGGGUGAUUUUAGUAACGGCACGUUGGAGUACUUUUUCAAAUACCCAUUUACAGAGUCAGAGACAACGAGAUUGAGAUCAAACGAUGGGAUUAUAGACCCUUGGGGUAACCUUUGGAUCGGAGUGAUGACGGAUUUCCCCAUUAGUGCUAAGGAGGGAGUACAACCAGAGGGUAAGUUGUUGCGUAUUACUCCUGAUUUGAAAGUUGAUGUGAUGUUGGAAAACACUAACAUCUCCAACGGUAUGGCUUUCAAUGACAAUGGAAUCGAGGUGUUUUGGACUGAUUCACUAAAUUACACCAUUUACAAGUUCGACUAUGAUCCAAAAACAAACAAAUUGAGCAACAAGACGCCAUUUAUUGAAACUAAACACUUUUACCCAAAUGAAAAUGAUCCAGAACCGGAUGGAUUGGUGCGAACUGUGAAUGGACAUAUAUACGCAGCUGUCUUUUCAACGUCAACAAUAUUACAUGUUAAUGAAAAGGGAGAAUUGGUGGAAAAGAUUCCAGUUGCGGCCAAAAGAUGCACUUGUGUCACUAUCGGUGGUGCUGAUGACGAUGAUUUAUUUAUCACGACUGGACACUUGAAACUUGAUGAUUUCAGUGUCAAGAUUGAUGCGGAUGAUAUGUUUGGUGAUCUUGGUGGGUUCUUGUUUAAAUUGAAAGUCGAUCUCAAGGGUCAAAGGAAAAACGUUUGGGGUGGUAAAGUGUAG